CAGCUUAUUUCCCGCGUGACGUGCCCGCAGGACGAGUUGAGCAAGACUUACAGUCGGAAGUUUCAGCAGCAGAAAAGGCUUACACCCGGUCACCAUGUCUGAAGCAUUUGAGAAAGCAGCAGAGGAGGUGAAGGUCCUGAGACAAAGACCAGACCAUGGAGAAAUGAGUGCAAUUUAUGGUUUGUAUAAACAAGCCACUGCUGGAGACGUGAACAUGGAACGACCAGGGAUAUUCGAUUUUACAGGAAAAGCAAAAUGGGAUGCAUGGAACGCAAAGAAAGGUUUAUCCAAAGAAGAAGCAAUGGCAGCUUAUGUGGAGUUGGUGGAAAAGCUAAAAGAGAAAUAUGGAAUGUAGAGUCUUUAAGAAACACAACAAUAAAGAAAUACACAAGAAAAACU
Messenger RNA from Xiphophorus maculatus (southern platyfish), 399 nucleotides. RefSeq names its product acyl-CoA-binding protein. Gene Ontology annotation, biological process: fatty acid metabolic process. NCBI's taxonomy places the organism in Eukaryota, Metazoa, Chordata, Actinopteri, Cyprinodontiformes, Poeciliidae. Gene Ontology annotation, molecular function: fatty-acyl-CoA binding. The record is from RefSeq and is a predicted model, not a curated record. The transcript is spliced from 4 exons. The coding region runs from base 95 to 355 and encodes 86 amino acids.